Cherax quadricarinatus is the source of this 8133-nucleotide messenger RNA. RefSeq lists its product as uncharacterized. Lineage: Eukaryota; Metazoa; Arthropoda; Malacostraca; Decapoda; Parastacidae. Gene Ontology annotation, biological process: apoptotic DNA fragmentation. The record is from RefSeq and is a predicted model, not a curated record. Gene Ontology annotation, molecular function: RNA endonuclease activity; nucleic acid binding; metal ion binding. Gene Ontology annotation, cellular component: nucleus; mitochondrial inner membrane.
CUGUUGGUUCGUCAGUCACUAACAAGCAGCCAAUGUUACUACGCAUCUCCAAGUAUAUGUGUGCCUGGACGACGCCACUCCCAGUAUCAUCUUGGCGUGGAAACGCGUCUCUAAGCAUCAGUGUGGCUCGCCAGCACAACUCCCAGCAUUAUAGUGACUUGGAGACAUCUCUUUUUUACUGAUUUGGCAGCAUCAUUGCAACUUUAAGCAUUUCCCGGUAUCACUGUAACUUUGCGUCACCACGACAUAAGGUAUCACUCUUACCCCUUCGAACCUUCUACAUCCCGGAGGACGUCAUCUAUACCAAUGAUACGCUACGCAGCUGUAGUCUGGUCUGUGAUCAUCUUCGCUGACAAAGUUCACGCUACCAGGGACUGCAGGAUCGACUUCGAUGAUGUUCCACCUAGACACAUCCGGCCGCUGAUAGUUAGAAGGAACGACACCCAACAAUUCCUCUACCCAGUGCUGGAAGGACAAUCCAGGGUGAUGCACCUCUCCCACAAUGCCCUUGCCAUCAUCGCCUGUCCUGGGGAGAACAACGACAUCACCCUCAAUGGAACCGUCUUAGGAAGAUCUAUAAAUAAGAUGUCUUACGCUUAUAUCAGUUGUGAUGAUGCUGAUCUAAAGUUUGGAGAAAGACAAGUAGUGAGAUGGGGUGAGCUGAGCUGCCACAAGAAGCCCGAGCCCGUGUUGCGGCAGGGUGCCAGGUGUAGCCAAGACGGCGUCAACAUCACCAUUGGCUGGGAUAUCAUCCGAGGUACUUUCAUUCCUCAGAUAAGCCUCUGCUUCAGUCAUCACCAAGGAACCACCCAAUUUGCCUUCCACAAGAUCCAUGGCAGGAACAUUGAUGCUAAAGUGGUAGACCCACCACGACCCAGCUUCAGGGAUGCCGCACUGUUCCCAUUUAGGAUAAGGAACUCCUACUUGAAAUCCACACAGAUGUUCCUACUGCAGAGCCUGCUGAACACCACAGAGCACCUCACAGGUGUGAAUGGGCACUACCUGGCCAAGGGUCACCUGGCCCCAGAUGCAGAUUUUGUGUUGGAGGCAGAGCAGGAUGCCACCUACUAUUAUGCUAAUGUUGUCCCACAGUGGCAAGCUAUUAACAAUGGCAACUGGAAGUCGCUGGAGUUUGCUGUACGGAACCUGGCUAAGAUACGAGAUGUGACGCUGGAGGUCUGGAGUGGCACUCAUGGCACUCUGAUGCUGCCACACCGACAUGGCAGACCCACCAAGAUCUUCCUUGGCCUUAUUUAUAACCUAUUUUUGGCACGUGUUCCUGGCCUGAUGUGGAAGGUGGUUCAUGAUCCAGUCUCUCAUACAGCUACAGCCAUAAUUAUGGUCAACGAUGUAAGAGGUUACGGAACUUUGGAUUCCAGGAGCCUGUAUGAUGCUCCUUGCCACAGCCUGUGCAGUGAGCUCUCGUGGGUGAGGUGGAACACCUCUGAUUUGACACGGGGAGGGACCUUCUGCUGUACCAUUGAGGACUUCAGGUCAAUCAUCCCUGACCUUCCAUCAUUUGGUAAUGUGGAACUUCUUAACUAACAACUGCUGAGCUUGGAUGGCACUGACAGAUGACGACAUCAAUGAUCAGUUUCAAUUUUUUUUUUUUUACUGUAUAAUAGGGAAGCACCCCAAAGCAUAUGGGAAAUACAGAGAUAACCCACUCAUAGAAGAGAGGAGCUUACGACAACGUUUUGGUGCAACUUGGACCAUUUACAAAGUCACACGAACAGAAAGGAGAGGAGGGAGUAUAAAAAGCACAGUAGACAGGGACGUGAGCAAGAGGGGUAGUAGUGGAGGUAGUAGUGGUACAUAAUGUAGUCACUUAAAUACUAAGAAAGAGGAGCUAGGGGCCCACAGAGGGUAAGAGCAAGAACACAGAGGGGAAAAAUAAAAUAAUAAGAGAACAAAUACCAAGGCAGAAGAAAGGAAAAAAAAGGAAAGGGUAAGAGGGAGAAGGGGAAAAAAAGAAUCAGAUUAAGUCAAGGGUGUUCUGAAGUUUGGAGCAUUUUACAAUGUACGUAAUGGGAAAGGAAGGCAUCUACAGAGACAAAGCCAGGAGUAGGAUACAUACAAGAGAAGUUGUGUAUAAGGGAGGAUUCAACCAAAUGGCAACCGUGAAAGUUAGAAGUAGGGUAGACAGUUUAGCAGAAGACCAGUCAGUAGGAUGACUGUGAUCUCUGAUAUGACAGAAAAAAACAUUGUUAGUGUCAGCAAGCCUAACACUACUUUUGUGCUCCCCAAGUCUGUCAGAAAGAGAUCGGCCAGUUUCUUCAAAGUAAUGAAGAGGACAGAAGGAACAAGAAAUAGAGUAGACACCAGAAGCAUCUAUAGAGGAAGGAGAGGUAUGAACUAGAUUAGUGUGAAGAGUGUUAGUCUGGUGAAAAGUAAGUUUGAUGUCUAAGGAACAGAGAGAGAGUUUUGUUGAGAUUAGAAAGACCGGAAAUGUAGGGAAGGCAGAGGACAGGAGAGUUCACAGGAGUAGAGAGUUUGGGAGAGAAGAAAGUCCAUUUAGCAUGUAAGAAGGCAGAGUCUAUGAAAUGGGAAGGGUAGCCAAGACAGGAAAAUGAAUUAUGAAGAGUGGAAAUUUCUGAUUCAAGGAACUGAGAAUCACAAAUGCGGAGAGCAAGGAGAAAGAGGGAGAUAAGAACAUUUUUCUUGAUAGAGGAAGCAUGAUAAGAAAAGUAGUGAAUGCACAUGCCACUUUGCAUAGGUUUCUGGUAAACAGAAAAGACAAAACCUGUAUCUGAGUGGUGGACAUGAACAUCAAAUACAGACCUUUUCCGUUUACUCCAAACCUAUGCACAGUGGCAUGUACAUUCACUAAUGUACAUGCACUAAUGCACAUUAGUGAAUGUACAUACCACUGUGCAUAGGUUUGCGGUAAAUGGAAAAGGCAAAACCUGUAUUUGAUGUUCAUGUCCACCGCUUAGAUACAAGUUUUGCCUUUUCCAUUUACCAGAAGCCUAUGCACAGUGGCAUGUACAUUCACUACUUUUCUUAUGCUUCCUCUAUCAAGAAAAAUCUUCUUAUCUCCCUCUUUCUCUGUGCUCUCUGCAUUUGUGAUCCUCAGUUCCUUGAAUCAGAAAUUUCCACUCUUCAUAAUUCAUUUUCCUGUUUUGGCUACCCUUCCUAUUUCAUAGACUCUGCCUUUUUUCUCUCCCAAACUCUCUACUCCUGUGAACUCUCCUGUCCUCUGCCUUCCCUACAUUUCCAGUCUUUCUAAUCUCAACAACUCUCUCCGUUCCUUACACAUCAAACUUACUUUUCGUUAGAUUAACACUCUUCGCACUUACCUAGUUCAUACCUAUGCUCCUGGUGUCUACUCUAUUUCUUGUUCCUCCUGUCCUCUUCAGUACUUUGGAGAAACUGGCCGAUCUCUUUCUGACAGACUUAGGGAGCACAAAAGUAGUGUUAGGCUUGCCGACACAAACAAUGCACUUUUCUGUCAUGUCAGAGAUCAGUCUUCUGCUAAAACUGUCUACCCCACUUCUAACUUUCACAGCUGCCAUUUAGCUGAAUCCUCCCUUAUACAAAACUUUCCUUGUAUGUAUCUUAGUCCUGUAAAAUGUUCCAAACUUCAGAACACCCAUGACUUAACCUGAUUCUUUUCUCCCCUUCUCCCUCUUACCCUUUCCUCCUUUUCCUUUGGGUUUUCUUUAUUCUGCCUUGGGUAUUUCUCUUUCUAUUUUAUUAUUUUUUCCCCCUUGUGUGUUCUUGCUCCUACCCUCUGUGGGCCCCUAGCUCCCUUGCAGUGCUCCUCUUUCUUAGUAUUUGACUAACUACACUACUACUACUACUACCUCCACUACUACCUCUCUUGCUCCCGUCCCUGUCUGCUGUGCUAUAUAUAUACUACCUCCUUCUCUCCUUUCUGUUCGUGUGACUUUGUAAAUGGUCCAAGUCAGACCAAAACAUCGCCAUAAGCUCCUCUCUUCUAUGUGCAGGUUAUCUGUGUAUUGUUCCAGUCAUGGUACUGUGCCUUUUUUUUUUUUGUUAUAUAUGGGAAAUAAAAGAUAUAAGGUAGACUAGAAUUGUUGAUGCAUAUUUGGUUAUUAAUACAAAAUAGUUAAGUAAUCACUAGUUAAAUAUAUUUGCUGGGACCAUAUUCAGUUUAGUAAUUAAGCUGCCAUGUUCUUUGUACAAGAUGUGAUGAUUCUAUCUGGUAAAUCUGCCUUUUUAGUUAUGUCGGCAUUGUAGAUAUACAUUUUUUCAUGCUAAACUGUUCUAUGAACCAAUAGCGAAGACAAUAUUGUUUCUCCCUGACAAUUAUUAUUAUUAUUAUAAUCAAAAAGAAGCGCUAAGCUACAAGGGCUAUACAGCUUCUCCCUGACAAGACCUAUGCAACACUUAAACCUUUAAAUUCUCAUAACUGUCAAUUUUCAAUGACUGUACUCACGAAAUCGUAAUGACACGACUGCAAACAAACCAUACCAUGGACGGGGAUAGAACCCGCGACGGUCUGGAGUUCUGAGACUCUCUGUUCGUGGGUUCUAUCCCUGUACGUGGUAUGUUUUCAAUGACUGUAAUUGUGCAACCUGCCCUGAUGUUCAGAGAAUGGUUUAGUAUUUAAAAAUGCAUCAAAAAGGCAGGUUUACCAGAUCUAAAUAACACAUUUCAUGGGAAGAAAAUGGCAGCUUAGUUGCUUAACUAAAUUUGGUCCAGAUUUACACAUUAAACAUAUUUAGCUAGUACCUAAUCUUUUGUAGUAACUAAAUAAACACCUACAAUGUUUAUCUACCUUACUGAGGUAAUAAGACUUGAUAAAAUAGAGGGAACAGUAUUCCAAUUCCUUGGAGUGAGAUCCCUUCACUGGCAUCAAGGCACUAUGUACUUCUUUUGUGCCUAUAAAUUAUGCUACCACAAGGUGUGAGCUAUCAGACUUGUUAAAAGCCUACUGCACAAAUGAGACUUUCUCUUCAUAAAUUUUCCAACAGCUACUCAAAUGUCUGUCACUACAACUUGUAACAGCAGAUGACGUGUGAUUACUGACAAGUUGCAGUUGAUAAAAUGACACUAGCAUCAAUUGAAAACUUUAUUAAGAGGAUGUUUCACUUGUGCUGUAGACUAAGUUUUGUAGAUCAUACCUGGUAAUAAAGAACAAAAAGGCACAAUACCAUGACUGGAACGAUACACAAAUAACCUGCACAAAGGAGAGAGGAGCUCGCAACAACAUUUCAGUCUAACUUGGAUCAGUGUGACUUUGUAAAUGGUCCAAGUUAGAGCAAAAUGUCAUCGUAAGCUCCUCUUUCUCUCCUGUGUGCUGGUCAUUUGUGUAUAUACCUGGUGGUAGCACAGUUUACAGGCAAAAGAGAGGAACAUUGUCAGGUGCUAACGCAAGAAAUGAGUCACAUAUUAGAGCACUGCAGCAGUCUUACUGGCCCAUGCAAGAUAACUCUUGAGAUGCAAUGGCAUGUUUAGUGUUAAACCCACAAAGGUCAUACAGAGGCAUGUUUGGUAGUUGGCAGUAUACCCAGUGAAGCUGCCAUGGCUCUGUUUGAUGUCACGAGAGCAGUUUCAUAGCAUUUCCUCUUUAAUUUUUCUCAUUCCUUUAUUAUAAGUUUUGAAUUGCAAAAUCUCAUCAGAAGGUUGUGUGAAUUCCUGUUUGACACAUGAAUUGUUAUCAGCUUUGGCUGUGUAAUUUUGUUAAGAUGUUUGAUCAAGUUUCUGGCAGUUUCUCAAUACAGUGGAAUCCCGAAUAUUGACCGUAAUCAUUCCAGAAGGUCAGCCUAAAUUCGAAAAGGCCUAAAUUGGAACCAAUAUUUCCCAUAGGAAUUAAUGUAAAUACAAUUAAUCCAUUCCAGACACCCAAAAAUAUUAACAAAAAAUAAUUUAAAAAAAAAGAUUAAUUAGUUUUACAUACACAAAACAAUGGGAACUAAAUAAAUAAAUGAACAUUUAAAUCACUAUUACAUACCUUUAUUGAAGACUCUUAUUGGCUUAUGGAAGACAUGGAGGACUGACUAUUGUUUGGAAGGGGAAACCCCCUCCAUAAGGACUUCAGAUAUCAAAGCCUUCUCUGGGGUUACUUCCCUCCCUGCCUCUCUCCACAUCUUCCAUUGUUUGUAAUCUUUUUUUCAUUAACCCCUUUUGCCACAUCAGUUUCCUUGAUUUGUUCUUUCUUUGCCAGAAUAGAAGCGAUUGUUGAUUUGAUUUUGCCAUACGUCCUGGGAAGCUGGAGAACACGCAUACCACUCUCGUAUUUUUCUACAACUUCUUUCUUCCGUUCUAUCGUGUUUCUCAAUUUCUUUACCAAAGGAACUUUCUUUAGGUCCAUGGUGGUUUAUUUCACAGCUGCACUUAAUAAACAAGCAUAAAAACCAAUGGAUUUUAAGGAAAUGUUUGGAUGAAUGCGUGGAGUACAUGCUCAUUCUCCGAGAGACACAGGGAGACUGACUCACCUACACGCGAUGUCCCAGCGGGAUGACGCAUCUAAUACGGCUGAUUUGUGAGGCACCGGCCGAAAUACGGAGCAAAAUUUUGGCCCAAAAACCAGCCUAAAUACGAUUCGGCCGAUAAACACAGCAGCCGAUAUUCAGGGUUCCACUGUAUUUACUUAUGUCACCCUCACUGUGUGGAAUUUCACAGACACAAACUUCUUCCUAUGUUUUUUCUUUUUUUUAACGGAGAUUUCACAGGUAGAAGAAGAGGUCACAACAGCUAUUUUGUUGUUGGUUUGGUUCAAAAUUUUUGUGAUGCUGGAGGCAACAUUCACUCUAAGGAAAGUUAUGUAUAGGUCUGCUUUCUUGUUGGCUUUGAGUGUUUUCAGGAUUUUUAUGGCACAUUUCCUACAAUUAAGGAUAAAAAAAUGCUGAAUAUUUCAUUUUUCUAAAGUUUCUGAUGGUUUUGGUCACAGAACAAUGAAGUGUAUUAACAGGAUUUUUUCAAUGUGCAUGUAGGGUUUGUAGCCGGUGUUUCCACAAAGAGUGCAAAACCAUCAGAAAUAUUCAUAGAAAAUUGCAGUAUCUAGCAUUCCUAUCCUUAAUUUUGGAAAACUGCAAUUCAAUGGCUGAAACCCCCCCAAAAACCGACAAGAUGGCUACAUAAUUUUCCUUCCAUGUAAACUCGCUUCUAACAUGAAGAUUUUGAACCAAACCACAAACAAAGUAGCUGUCAUAACUACUACUACUACUAUCCUUGACUUCAAUGGAAAACGAAAAACUAUUUAACAGAUGAAGUGAGUGUGACAAGAUUUAGUACGAGAGAAUGCCAGACACUUAAGUGUGUCAACAAGUGUCAGUACACAGCCCAAACAGAUAAGAACAAUGAGAGAGAAGUUUAAGAAUUCAUACGACCAUCUGAUAACAUUUUCCGAUUCAAAAUUCAUAAAAAAAAUGGGAAAAUGAUACAAGAGGAAAUGUUACGAAACUACUAUCAAGAUUUCAAACUCAAUUACACAGAACUUAGGCAGCUUCAAAUUUACCACACCAACUACAGGCAUCGAAUCAGGUAUACCACAAAGAACUAUCAACUACUAUUACCAGCACUACUCAAUACUAACGUCUCAAGAUUUACCUAAUGUGAGCCAGUUGUACUACUAUAUUAGUGGCUUACAAGUGACAGGUAAAUGAAUGAGAUACAUGUGCAACACAUGACUAUACGCAUUUAUUGUGGAGAUAAUUUAAACCUCAGGGUAGAUAAAGUAAUUAUUAGGGCAUAGAUAAUUCUGGAUACAUGGUAUUUCUCUCCAACAGGAUAAGUUAUAGGGAAUAAAUGGUGGAAAAUAUGUUUAGGUAAUUUGAGGUGGUUAUUUCCUCAGCCUAAGGGACUGAGUACCAUCUUUCAAGGCUGAGGGACUGACCACCUCAAACUACUACGUUAUAUCUUAUUCUCUAUUGAACUAAUAAGGCUAUUGAUUGGCAAAACAUCUCUAUGUUAAUGAUACCCAAGUGUUGUGCAAGUCUCAUUCAUCUAGUAGGCCUACUGUAGUGCUCCUCUAACAUUUUCCAAUUUUUCUGUUAAUACCUAUGCUCCUUCUCACCUACCAGUACUUAUGACCCUUAUGGGUUUAGCACUUAGUUAUGAUUAUAAUCUUAUCACCUACAAGUUAUGCUAUCACUAAGUAUGAUCUAUCAGACCUGAUUGUCUAUUGUGCAGGUGAAACAUCCUCUCAAUAAAAAUUCCAAAUGC